AUGCUAAAAUUUGUGACAACAAAGCCACCUCGAGGUAGAUCACCCAGCGGAUCCACAACUCCCGACAGGGAUAUACCCUACCGCAUGCCAGCUCACGAACCCCCAGCAUCCUUCUCAAAGCCGCAGUACUCACCCAGGGUAACCAGAAAGACCUCCUCUCACCCAGAUUCAAGAGUUGCGUAUGUGUCACCUCCUUCGUCAUCGUCAUCAAUAUCGUAUCGCCCACCACCAAGCUUCUCCGGGCGCCACAAUGUCCCAGCCUUAAGGGAUUCAACCAGGAAAUAUGGAGACUCUUCAUCACAAAUUAAAUACUUGAAACAUCAAGACCACCAACAUUACCAGCGACAGCCUCGUCAGCAGAGAUACACAGGACAGCAGCAGCAGCAACAGCCGUGGUCACACACUAAGUACGCCUACAAGCAAGCCACGCCAAGCGAAUCCCCAGGAACUUACGCAACCCUGCAUUUCAAAGAACCAGAAGCGGAAGUCUUCAGCUCUUCGCUAAAGGAAAACAAGUUUCCCCUGGAAAUUGCUGGCUUAUAUACUACUAAACACAUAGAAACUGCAACGCACCAACGUCCAAAACAAACUCAGCCCGAACCAAAAACAUACCAGGCACCACGGUAUACUGGAGUACCCAGAGACACCACGGGUUCUAUGAAAAUCACCCCAGAUAGACGGUUGCAACAUGAAGUAGACCUCUACGACGGUCCAGACUACGAUCUGGCUAAAGCCAUCCCGGGUUCUGGGGAGUCAACACCACGAUCUGAUGGAUCUAAAUCAGUGCAGUACGUCGUCAAUGAAAUUGUUUCCAAGCACAAAGGCGCAGGCCCGUAUUUUCCAUCUCCCAGACCACACGAAGAAGCUUACAGGACACAGUUUACAACCACAGAACACUUACAACGUUCUUUGACACCAAAACAAGGGGAAUACCCGCAAGUGGCAAGUACUCAAUCAUCGGAACUUCUCAGAAACAGGACAUUCUCGGGGAUUUCCCCUGAGUCACAGCAAGUGAUGAGCACAUGUGUUCCUCAAGUUACAAACGACUUG
Molecule: messenger RNA, 1050 nt
Organism: Candidula unifasciata
Lineage: Eukaryota; Metazoa; Mollusca; Gastropoda; Stylommatophora; Geomitridae
Source: the annotation of a GenBank genome assembly